AUGUGCACCAUUUUGGAAUUUGAAGACGAAGAUGAAGAAGCAGAUCUGGAGAGCUAUGCUCCAGUUCACCUCACAGAUAUUGAAAUCCCUCACGGAGACUCAAUACCGCAAAUGGAUCGUGCUCGGCAAGCUAAUGGAUUGCUUUUUCUAGACUCACCAGAUGUUCUUUAUGUUUACAUAAGCAAUCCUCUAACUCGUCAGUAUAUCAAGCUCUGCCUCCGUGAUGAAUACAAAUCGGACUCGGACUACGUGAUGAGUUUUGGAUUUUGUAUGAGCAAAAUUAGUGGCCAAUAUGGGGUCAUCUGUAUCAAUGGGUGCGUUUCCGACUCUCAUCAUGUAUACACCCUCGGAACAGGAACAGGAACAUGGAGGCGUGUUGAAACUGGCCCCGCUUCUGGUUGUCGAUUCAAUUACAUAGAUCAUUACACUGUAUGCAAUGGCAACCCCCAUUGGGCAGUAUGUGAUUCCGCUCAAACCUUGUGGAUUUCUGUUUUUGAUCUUGAAACAGAAUGUUUUAGCAUCUUCCCUGCCCCCGCAUUAGAAGAACAUGUUGUUGAUGAUAAACUUCCUUCGGAUAUCAAGUUGGAUGUUUUGAGGGACUGCCUAUCUUUGAUUUACCUAAUAAACGAAAAGGUCAUCGUCAUCUGGAUGAUGAAGGAAUACCAAGCCAAGGAAUCUUGGACCAUGGAGUACCAGAUUGAUGCAUCUAUAAUGGAUUGGUUGUCUUCAAAUUUAAAUGUCUCUUUGACUUGGAGUGUGGAUGAAAACGUAGGACAUGCCAAAAAUCAAUAUUUUCUGAAUGUUCAUUACGUCCAUGGACGAACUGGUCCGCCUUAUCCAACUGCCAACCAGCCGUCGACACUUGCAUUCUCCUACGGAGUGGACGAGUAA
This is a messenger RNA of Salvia hispanica, 891 nucleotides long. The record is from RefSeq and is a predicted model, not a curated record. NCBI's taxonomy places the organism in Eukaryota, Viridiplantae, Streptophyta, Magnoliopsida, Lamiales, Lamiaceae.